Molecule: messenger RNA, 2686 nt
Organism: Cariama cristata (Red-legged seriema)
Lineage: Eukaryota; Metazoa; Chordata; Aves; Cariamiformes; Cariamidae
Product: protein fantom-like
Biological process (GO): retinal rod cell development; non-motile cilium assembly
Cellular component (GO): photoreceptor connecting cilium
Molecular function (GO): thromboxane A2 receptor binding
Source: RefSeq, a predicted model, not a curated record
GGAAACUGUAAUUGAGUCCCAAAGGGAACGCAUUGAGGAACUAGGCCGUGCCAAAGAGAUGCUUGUGAGUCAGCUAAGAAAGAAAGAGAAGGAAAUUGAAGAAUCCGUCCUACGGCUGAAAGAGCGAGAAACAACAAGCCAAAGGCUAAACAUUCAGGACAAUGUGGAAAUGAUCAAGGUCCGUAAACAACUGUUUGAGAAAAGCAAUGCUCUUUCAGCAAUGGAAGGAAAAUUUCUCCAGCUUCAAGAGAACCAAAAAAACUUAAAGACCAGCCAUGAUGCUUUAAUAGCAAAAGGUGAUGAACUGAAUCUACAGCUUAAAGAGGAGCGGUUAAAGUGUGUCCAUCUCGAGAAAGAACUGCAAACAGCAACUAUUUCAAACCAAAGGACAGAGGAGUUACAGGAAAGAAUAAAUGAUCUAGAAAAAGAGAAGGAACUCUUGAGGGAAAACUAUGAUCAGCUGUAUAACAGUGUCUUCAGUAUGACCCAUGGACAGCAAUGGAAAUUAAAGGAACAGCAACUGAAACUGCAAAUUGCUAAACUAGAGACUGCUAUCAAAUCUGAUUUAGUAGACAAAAAUGAAAUCCUUGACAAGAUCAAAGUAGAAAGAGACCAAAAGGAAAAGCUGAUGCAAGAGAACAAAGACCUGCAGUUAUGCUGCCUGGAACAUAAGCAACAACUAGAUGAACUGAAAAAUCACAUGAAGCUUUUGACCAAGGAAAAUUAUAUUGAUGUGACAGAACUCAGUGAAGCCCUCUCACUUAUAAAGGUUCGAAAGCAGCAGAAGAAUGGGGACCUUAUGUUUUUGGAAAAAGUAGAAGAUGAUAUCCAUAAGAAUUUAGAACGCUCCAUGCGCGAGCUGCAAUUAGCACAUGAGGAAACAGUGCAAGAACUUGAAAAGACAAGGAGUAUGUUAAUUUUGCAGCACAAAAUUAACAAAGAUUACCAGACUGAACUAGAAACAGUGACACAAAAGAUGGAAAGUCUACAGAAAGACUAUGAGUUACAACUGGAACACUCUGUCCACCUUCUUGAUAUUAGAGCUACACGCAUCAGAAAACUAGAAGCCCAACUAAGAGAUACUGUCUAUGGCACAAAACGACCUAAGUCCAGACCAGAAAUAUUGACGGGUGAUCCAGUGGAUGAAUUAAAUGAACCUUUACGUAUAGAAAGAGGAGAGAACCUUUUUGAAAUUCAUAUUAGCAAAGUGAUCUUCUCUUCUGGAGCCCUGCAUGCUUUUGGUGACCAUGAACCUGCAACUUUUUGUACUUAUGGAUUCUAUGAUUUUGAACUUCAGAUAACCCCAGUAGUUUAUGGACAUACCCCAUCGUAUGACUUCACUUCUCAGUAUCUUGUGCAGGCUGAUGACUGCUUCUUGCACUAUAUACAGCGAAACAGUAUCACACUUGAGGUUCAUUGUUCAUAUGGCACAGAUUAUGAAACAGUUGCUACAUGUCAGCUGAAGUUCCAUGAAGUCUUGGAAAACAAUGGGAAGAUCUAUGGCACAGCAAGUUUAGUUGGAAUCAAAGGAAACAUUGAAAAUUAUGGUACCCUAGAAUACUGGAUCAGGUUACAAGUUCCUGUGGAUCAAGGUAUUAGUCUCUACAAAGAGAGGUCAAAGGCUCUGGGUUAUAUAACAUCCAAUUUUAGGGAACGUGAACAACCAUCCCAGCAACAGAUACUGAGAACUGCCCAAGUCAGCACUUCAACAGAUGGCAAUUUAAAUGAACUCCACGUUACAAUAAAAUGUUGUAACAAUCUACAGUCCCAAAAAAAACAUCUUCAGCCAAAUCCUUAUGUUGUCUACAAGUUUUUUGAUUUUGCAGACCAUGAUACUCCCAUCAUCCCUAGCAGCAACAACCCACAAAUAGAUGACCAUAUGUAUUUCCAAGUGCCAAUGAAUGCAGAUUUAGACCGAUACCUAAAAUUAGAAUCCUUAACCUUUUAUGUAUUUGACGAUGCUGAAACGGAAGAAGGUGCUUAUGUAGGGUUUUUUGCCAGUGUGCCUCUUAUUUCUUUAGCACAAAACAGAUCUAUCUCAGGUACUUUUGAAAUAACAAAUUCUGAAAGACAUACUAUGGGUACCAUCACAGUUCAGUUAGAGUGGAAGUUUGUCUACCUACCACCAAGUGGAUCAACAAUGGCUGCAGACUUAGUGAAUUACACUCAAAAUAAGAAAUCAAUGGCAACUAAAUUACUAGCAGAGGAAAAAACCCAAGCUCCAGCCCGGUCUCCUUUGACUUCAUCAGUGACUAAACCAACACCCAAACAAAGGCAGCGUGAAACUCAAACAAAGAAGAAAUUAUCUUUUCUGGGUCUUAGUACAAUACAGAUGGCAGACUCUGUUGUUGAAAAUGACAUAGAACUUGCACAGACGAUGAAGGCUUCAAAAGUUCCAAGUGUUUCAGAGCAUGUGGUACAUAAGGUUAAACAAGAAAGACUAGCAAAUGAUAAGGUGAAGGAGAUGGCUGAAGAAAUUCAACAGGAAAAAGAAGACCUCUCAAAUUUACCAGAGAAGCCGUUGACUGACCUAAGCUCAGUUACCUCUGGAGAUAAGACAGAAAUAACUGAAGAAUUGGAACCGGAAGAUAAAGAUAGUAGACAAGAAAAUGAUGCCGUUGAGUCAAUAAUAACUGACAGUGAUGACUGUAUUGUUUCAAGUUCAGUAUCCAAGAAUAUUAAACUG